Molecule: messenger RNA, 2160 nt
Organism: Penaeus indicus
Lineage: Eukaryota; Metazoa; Arthropoda; Malacostraca; Decapoda; Penaeidae
Exons: 9
Coding region: 314-1165 (283 amino acids)
Source: RefSeq, a predicted model, not a curated record
CAGCAGGGAGGUCGAAGAACCGAUCGGUCUAAAACCCUAUAAAAGAAAGAAGAAGAAGAAGAAAAACCGAUCGAUUUCUUCCUUUUUUUUUUUUUUUUUGAAGUGAACAUCUGAAGAAUCUCAUGUUAUGAACGCUAAUCUCAAAGCUGAUGCAGGAAGGAGAAGACCAUGAAUCCGUCCAAUAUAUAGAUGUAGAAUUAGUCGGUGAUAAACGACUGAAAAGCUAAAAAGUCGGACGGAAAAGAACAGGAAGGACACCAACGAAGGAGAUAUACCGUAAUAUACAUUUAGGUAGGAAGUUGGUCUUGCAAACAUGAAUGACAACAAGCGCACAAAGAGUGCAGGGAAUUUGCAGAAUGACAGAGGAGGUGAUAAUCAGUUUAGUUGCAAUCAGUAUGGCCAGAACUCAGGGGAUUGGCAGUAUGAUAAUAAGUCCUUCAGUACAAAUGCAGUUGACAGUUCUGUAAAUCGUCCUUUACAUAGCAGUGGUGAUUCACAGAAUAACAGCUCAUACAGGGGCCAGCAGAGGAAUGCCCCCUACAGAAGUGGUCAGCAUAGGGACAGCACACAAAGAAGUGCUCCCAGCAGAAACAACUCCAGUGGAAGCAACUCUACUUGGAGAAACACAUCCAGAGAUAAUUCCAUGAGGGGAGGCCCAAGCAGGGAUGGUCCAUACAGAGCUCACCCUUAUAGACGUAGCCCAAGUAUGGAUAAUCCUGCCAGGGAGAGGAUCAACUCUUAUCGAGCUUACGAUCGCAGUAGCGAGAGAGAAACUCCUCAGACACAAAGUAGUGAUGUAGGAGGAAUUCUUGGUCGGAGUGGGGGAAACACAAGCAAAAGACAUGACACUGCACUGGGCGAUUGCAGCUACAAUGGUGACACAAACUACAGACAAGUUGCUCCACCACCUCCACCGUGCUUGAAUCCUGCUGUGUCUGGUGCUAAUUCAGGCAAUCAGGGAAUUAAUGACUUCCUGGCUGAGAAGUUGGGUGAAUAUUCUGUGAACAGUAGUGCAGAAGCACAGCAAGCUUUGAAGAUCAUCAACAUGUUCUUAAAACCCAUUCAAGAAUAUAAUAUCAAGCUUCAAGAUGCAAAAGCCAUUGCUCUGGUGAGUGUGGCAGAGAUGAAUAUUCAGACACUUAUGGAACGAGAUAUCUUCUCUUAGUGCUUGUGAUAGCUGUGAAUGUUCUCAGAAUGUGAAGGUGGAAAGAGUAACAGUAUAUAAAAUGUAAUUCUUGGAAGGUGGUUUUUGAACAAAGGAACAACAAUGAAAAUGUUUUUUGAACAAAUGAACAACAAUGAAAAUGUUUUUUGAACAAAGGAACAACAAUGAAAAUGUUUUUUGAACAUAUGGUGUUCAUCGCGUGAGAGUUGAUGUAGGAGUAUUGGGGAUAUGUCGCUUUAACUCAUUCACGCCGGGUAAAAAUGAACAAAAAAUGGGGAAAAUGCUGUUCUCAUUUCUUAUAUUGUUUAAUGAAAUUUCUCUACGCUAGAUGGCUCUGCCUUACCUGAUUUCACCUUUACUUGAAUUGGCAGGAAAAUGUAUUUUUACUAGUGUUACGAAUAUCGAUGGUUAUUUUUAUUAUAAACAGUAUAAUUACUAUAAUGUUAUAAACAUUAGUAACAGCAAAAUAAGAUAACGCAAAAUUAUUUCGUAAAUUAAAGAAAAGGGUAAACAGGCGAGACAGGUAGUACAAGUACAAGUGUAGCCAUCUAUGUGUGAAAACAAUUAAACAAGUAAACUCACAGUGAGCCUGUCACGUAUACAUGACGCCCGGCGCGAAUGGGUUAAGAUUUGAAAGAUAAUGCGAAUGACGAUUGUAUUGGUAACAUUUUAAAAAUUUGAUGAUAUGAGGUCGUAUUCCUACUAUUUUUUUUUCUCUCCUUCCAUUUAUUAUACUGCAACAUAAUUUACUACUUAUUAUGAGUUAUGCAUGUGUUUUUUUUUUUUCUAACAUUUUCAUUAAGUAGUUAAUGAGAUUAUUGAAAUGAUAAGAUCUGCUGAUGAAGAUGCAUUAUGGUUUAAUAUAGUCCUUUUUUGUAGAAACACCUUAAUCAAAAUUGAGGCAUUGUGUCACUAUAAUGCUGUCUGUAUGAUAUGUGAAUCUGUUCUGGAAAAUGCCUUUUAUGUAAAGACAAAUAAAAUCUGUGAUGGCCUAA